AGUGUCAUAUAAAUCAAUAGCUAUUUGACACUAAUAGAUGGCAAUAGUGAAACAAAAUGUUUCUUUAAUUUACCUCGUUUUUGUCUUGGUCAUAUGAAGGUGGAAAUCUCUGGUUGUCAAUUAAUCUGACCUGUUGAUCGAUCUGGUCAAACCAUCAUGAUUCGCUCAUGUUUUCAGUUUUUAGUUUUCAUAUUAAGUGCCAUCAUAGCAAAACUGAUACAAUUUGUGUUUACAAAAUUUCCUCUGGUCAAAUCUAUUUAUUACAAGGAAUAUUCAUUUGACUCUGAAUAUAAAUAUUUCAAAGAAUCUGUUUUAGAGCGACUUGAAAAAUUAGAGGCAAAAUGUGAAGCUCAGGAGAAAGAGAUUGCCAAGCUUAAAUGUUCAACAUGUGAGGUUGAUGGAUCAACUUCUGAAAGCGAGCAUGAUCCGUUUCAAAAUCCAGCUCCAUACAGCUUCCAGUUACAUCGAAGGCAGUCAUCGGAUAUAAUUGUUCCUAUUCCUAAACCCAGACCAUCUAUCAAAGAUAUAAAAGUACCACCUCCACCGCCGCCUCCGCCUCCACCACCACCGAUGUUUAAUAUGUCUUCCAUGAUUAAUAUGAGAACGCCUCUGUGGACUCCAAAAGUGACACCAGACUCGACUCCUUUUCAGACACCCAGAACGCUAUCCACCGAGUCCCUCAACACGUUGCAUUUACAGAAAAGUUUAAUACCACCUAAUCAAAACCUAAAUCUGACCGGAACCAUCCUGCGAGAAAUGGAAAAAACUGGUUUCAUGGAAAAUAUACUAUUUAACCCUGAGGCCUUCUCGUGGCGAAUUACUGAGCAAGAGGAAACAACUGAAAACAGCCAGGAGUCCUGGGGGAACCCCUCUAAGUCAACGUCUUCAAGGUACAACCAAAGAUUUUCAACAGUCAAGAGUGACCAACCGGAUUCCAACCGCAAUUGAAGAAGAAUUGUCUAAAAUUUUAAAAAAACGACGACAACCAAGUCCGGAUAAGACAAUGGAUUCAUCCUUUGAACAAGACUUCAGCUUCAGUUAGAAAUGAGAAAGCAAAUUGGCUCGUUAUCAAAAAUUUGACUUCCAAGGAGCUUUUUAUCCUGGAUAAAUAUUAACAUCAAUUAUUUUUAUUUAUUUUACCUCGACUCAUAAACUUUUUUAUCCAGAAAAAACCAAGCAUCAAAGAGAACCUUCAAAUCAAAAUGAGGGAAAAAGGUUAAGACACAGUUGCCAAUAACAGUGAACAGUUUUUUUUAAUAUUGUUACUUUUAAAACAAAAGGAUAAUAAUUAAAUAGAUCAACAAGUUUAAGAUGGUAAAUAUAAUGAUGAUGGUAACGUUCAACUUGGUGAAACUACUGAAAUUACAUUCUUGGUGGAUGCAGCAAUCGCAUAGAGAAGAUUAAUCAAUUGGUUGAUGAUGUAAAUUGAUGGCAAUGUUGGCAAAACCAAGCAUACCCAGAAAAAGAAACGUAUAUAACGGACAGGAACACCACGGAUCAAUUUAAGCGUAUCAAUAAUUACUAAGGUGGUCAUCAAAGUGGCAAAUAUAAGAUAAAAAACCUGAUACAACCUUAGAAUGAUAAUCCAUCUUUCUUGUAACCCUUUAGCAUAAAGAAUGUGGCAGAAAAGGGAAACAAUGGCUAAAGUUGCAAUGAUUUUCUGAUCAUCAAUUAAACAGUAAACGGCGACAAGAGUUAACAUAACUAACUUGUAAAAGGAAAAAAUUUUGAGAAAUGUUGUUAUCUUGGCCAAAGCCUCCUCUUUGGUGUCAAUAAUUUUGGAAGUAGAUGUUGGUGGUUGCGUUAACGUUACUGAUGUUGAUCCCAUUGUAACUGUCAAGAUGGACACAAUUAUUGGACAAUGGAGUAUAAAAAAAGCUACACAAGAAACUAUCCAACCACUCGGGUGAUAUUGAUCAAUAGAUGCACAAUCAAUUUGAAUUAGGACAAUCCACGUUCAAUUGGAUAUUUGCAUCAAGAUGAUUUGAUGAGGAACAAGUAAAUUCAUCGAAUACUGUGAAACAUUUUGCUGGUGCAAAAAAAGAGUACAAAGUAAGAAGGCAAACGAAGGAGAAGACGAAGGAAAAUGGCAGGAGCAGGGAAGAUGGUAGAAAGAAGAGAAAAAGAGUUUCCAAAAUUUUCCUUGAACCAAAUUUAGAAUCGAACCAAUCUAGUUAACAUUUAACAUGAUCCUUUUCAUCUUCACCAGCAUCUCGAUUCAAAUGAAUCUUGUAAAUCUUGCUCAUUUCUCAUUCUGUUGAUUCUUUCAUCUCAACUAUCACUGCAACUCUAAUUAAUGGAACCUUUCAAUGUGAACUUAAAUUAGAUGAGUUUGUACAAACCAAUUUAUCAACUCAAUAAUGUGCCUUUAUUUUAUGUUAUGUUUAUGUCUAUUUUAAUACAACUAACCCAAUAAUAUUGUAAUCAAUCUGUUGAUCUCAAUUUUUUUAUUCAAUAUUAUGUAAAGAGCAACACAAUCUGUAACUAUACUUUGUAAAUUGUUUUCACAAAUGCAUAAUGUUUUUCAUUGAUUGCUAUUGUAAGAAUAGAUUUUAGAAAUCAUAAAUUUCUUGCAAUUCA
Molecule: messenger RNA, 2580 nt
Organism: Tetranychus urticae (two-spotted spider mite)
Lineage: Eukaryota; Metazoa; Arthropoda; Arachnida; Trombidiformes; Tetranychidae
Source: RefSeq, a predicted model, not a curated record